Molecule: messenger RNA, 5246 nt
Organism: Centropristis striata (black sea bass)
Lineage: Eukaryota; Metazoa; Chordata; Actinopteri; Perciformes; Serranidae
Product: serine/threonine-protein kinase/endoribonuclease IRE1-like
Exons: 7
Coding region: 1027-3789 (920 amino acids)
Biological process (GO): IRE1-mediated unfolded protein response; protein phosphorylation; intrinsic apoptotic signaling pathway in response to endoplasmic reticulum stress
Cellular component (GO): IRE1-TRAF2-ASK1 complex
Molecular function (GO): ATP binding; protein serine/threonine kinase activity; RNA endonuclease activity
Source: RefSeq, a predicted model, not a curated record
CACAACAUAUUUUCAUGAAUGGGUUUAUACCGUUUCUUACAAAAAUUGUAUAAAACACGGUCAACAUGAUAUCCUAUGAAAAAAGGGUUGUUGUUUUAAACACGCUGGUAACAUUGUGAUAUGAAACUACCUGGUUGAUUCAGACACCAAAACAACUUAGUUAAGCUUAAGCAACAAAACAGUAGUUUCCAACAGGACAUGAACACUAACCCUAACCCUGGAACAAAGUCCUGGCUGGUUUGUGCCAUCCACCUCCCUCCUACCAGCUCCAUUUGCUACAAAAAUAGACACAAUUUCAUAGGAUGGCUGGGAAGUUAUGUGCAUUACUGUUUUAGGUACAUGAAUCCACAGUUGAAUAAAAUGACUGCAGUUUUAGCAUUUCUAAGCUUUUUUUGAGGCAGCAACUUUAAUGUUUCGCUUCUGUCUGUCUUUUUAAGCCCAUAUACUGUACACUACCUGCCGAGCAGCAAAUAUUUAUCAAGACACACAAAUAAUGUCACCAUGCUUACCAUUUGCCACAAUGCAAAUGAGCGCUAUGAAAAAGAGUCAUCCUGAAUGUAGAGGUCUCCAGCCAGGCAGGAAGCCCUGUGCCUUUCUUUAUCAGUCAUCAACCAGAUGUUUCCUGUUAGUAGCUCCUCUACAAAGAAGGGGCGUAGGUUUGUGCAUGUGUGUGUGUAUGUAAUGCUGCCACACAAACACUGAAAAAGUCGAUAGGCCUCCCUUAUACUUUCAGUACUUACUGUCAAGUCUUUGACUGGUGUUCAAUUGUCACGGCAAAAAAGGAGAAUUUUGACUAUGAAUGGAAAUGUUGAUUAAACUUUUUUGGAAACCCACCCUUUCUCUCAACAAGUCUCUGAUCCAUGAACUUACUGUAAAUGGGAGGAGCAUAAUAGAAAGAGAGGCAGAAUCAGAGAUAGUAUCAGUGAGAGACGGAAAGCAGAAAAAGUGAGACAUGCUAAGCUUUAAUAGAUCAACUUCAGACUGAAGUGGACACUCCACGUCAACAUUUUCCUCUGAAGCAACAGAAUGAAUCUCUUUCCACCCAUGGAUCUAUCCACACUAUUUCAAGUCUCCCCAACAGAAACACAUCUUAUAAUACAGUAUAUUAUUGACAACGACCAAAAGAAGCUCAAAAAAAUCAUCAAGGACAGCAACAUUAAUGAAGUUUACCCGUGCAAAGAGUGUGAUGACUAUAUAACCCCACUGAUUGCUGCCAUUGUGAAUCACAAUAGAGAUAUUUUUACAUUCCUUUUGCAUCAAAGUGCAAACCCUGACAGUCCAUCCCGAAAGGGCUUGACACCUUUGCAUUACGUCUCACUAUCCAACGCACCACUGCAUUUUGUGGAGAAACUGCUUGAAGCAAAAGCAAAAGCAAAUGGUUGGAGUCCCAUACAGCGGUUCUCUCCACUGCAAACUGCUGCCAUCAACAACAGAGAGGAUGUUCUGAAAGUUCUCCUUUCUGCUGGUGCUAUGGUAACAUUGUUACCCUUCACUGACCCUGAAUAUAUUACUCACAAUGAAAACAUAUCUCAGAUGAUUCAUAACCUUGCAUCGAAAGGAGAUGCAUUAUGCUCCAAAAUCAGAUAUUUCGUAGAUGUGGAAAUUGCUGUGCAAAGGGAAUCACCUGAAGAAGUGUUUAAAAUGUUUCACAGCCACAUGCUGGAGGAGGAUCCUCAGUUCCAUCUGACCAUGAUUGAAAUACUUUUUAAUGUAAUUGGACGUCAUGCAGAAAAAUACCGCCAGGGAUGUAUUAAAUGGCUGAAAGACACUGGAAAUCUGAACUCCUACAUUACAAAUGUUGCCAGUCGCCUCCCAAACAUUGCCCAGGAAAAUGUAGGUCAGGCAGUUAGAAGUUUACAUGCAGUUUUGCUUACAGUGGAAGAGAUACCAAAUGAGCAAACAUCGGCCAUGAUCCCAGAACUACUGAAACUGCUUUGCUCAAACGAAAGGCCUGAGUUACGUGAAGUUAUUAUGCAAGCACUGUAUGUGAUAACACAGAAAACAAAAAGUACAAAUGGCUGGGAUCCAAACUUUAUUGAGAAGUUAUGCAAAGCAGUCGCUCCUUUUGUGCAAAAAGAAUUAUCUUCAGACAUCAGAGUCUUUGCAUACGGUAUAUUUGGAAACUUGCUGUCAUUUGACCAUGCAGCCAAAAUCAUUACAUCAGUGGGGAUAACUUCAGUGCCUGAGGACGUACUGAAUUCUGCAGAUAUAAAAAUGAAUGACAAGCUGAAAGAAGUGCUCAGACGACUGAAAAAUCAUUUCAGUCAACCAAACGAGGAAUGUGACGACUCUAAAGCAUUGCCUGAAUCCAAGAAAAAGAAGGUAAGGCCAAAAAACUGUGAAGACCUAACAGAUGAAGUUUGCACAGCUGCAACUGACCUAACAGCAGCUCCUGUUAUGAAGUCGACUUCAAAUGUGAAGCCAAUCCACUGUAACACCCCUCUGUCACCAGUGACACACAAAUGGCUACAAAUCAGCCAGAGAUGGAGAGGUCAAUUAGAGAAGCUUGUUAGCACUGAUGAAAGUGAAGUAACCAGAAUUGGGAGCAUGAUCUAUGUGAACAAAGAAUUCCGCAUAGCCAGGGGAAGUGAUGGCACUGAAGUCUUCUUGGGGCUGAGAGAUGAUGGCACUGAAGUUGCUAUAAAAAGAAUGACUCAAUUAAAUUAUGGAGUGCUGAAGAAUGAGGAAGGAUUUCUGCGUCUUCCAGAGCUUGAUAGUCAAUCUAUUGUACGAUACGUGGACUUUGCAGAGGAUGAGAACUUUGGAUAUCUUGGUCUUCAACUGUGUGAGUACACCCUGGAAGAAUACAUCCGAAAGAUCGAUGAUGGUGAUCUGCUGAAAAAGAAACUUGUCAAACAGGUUCUCGAGAGUUUAAAGGUGCUUCAUUGUCAGAAUCCUCCAAUUCUGCACCGAGAUCUCAAACCACAGAAUGUUUUGAUCGAUGUUAACGGGAGAGCAAGAUUAGCAGAUUUUGGCAUCAGUAGACGGUUAUCCAAAGGCCAAACAACUCAUCGCACAGGCAGUGCAGGAACAAAAUGCUGGAUGGCCAAGGAGACUUUAACAGAAGAAGGUGACACUAACAUACCAUACAAGUCCAGCACUGAUAUACAGGUGGCAGGGAUGCUGAUCUAUUAUAUCCUCUCUGGAGGACACCAUCCUUUUGGCGACAAACCCUGUAAAUGUGAGAACAACAUUGAUGAAGGAAAGUACACUUUGGACCAUGUUCAAGAUGUGGUGGCAAAGGAUCUCAUCGAGGGGAUGAUCAAUGAAGAACCAAAGAAAAGACCUAAAGUGGAAGAAUGCUUGAGUCAUCCCUUCUUCUGGACCACUGACAGGAAACUAGAAUAUUUGAGAAAGGUUGGAAACAGGGAGAAGGCGAGAAACUGUCGAAAGGCUGACCAGGAGUUAAUUUCUUCACUGGAAAAAUGUUCUGUGGAUGGAUCCUUGAAACAGUGGAAAGAAAAGUUUCCACCAGAGUUGGUCCAGAAGAUGGAUGGCAAGAAGCCCUACCCUGAGAACACACUGGGAUUACUGCGCUUCAUACGAAACCUCCAGGAGCACUAUGAGGAGGAUGCAGCCCAAGUUGAUGUGGUGUCAAUAUUUCCUGAUCUCUUUGGAUGUGUUUACAUGUUUGCCAAGACCCAAGGGUGGAAUUCAGAGACCCCCUUGAAGGAAAUGUUUAGAAGAGAAGACCUCAGCAGCAGCUUUACAAACCUGUGCAUAAACCCUGAGGAGCAUGUGGGUCUCCCAGUUCAAGAGUCUCAGCCCAGUGUCUCAAAAAAGGACUAAGGCCUUCAAAAGUGAAUUAAGAGUCUUACAAGCAGUCAGAGGGAAAACUAGACGAGGUCAAAGCCUAGUAUAUGACUGACUGUGUUUGGUCAAUGUUAUUUUGUGGGCAAUGUGUUACAGGAAGAGUUGAUGUCAAUAACUAGUGCUGUAACAUGUAUGGAGACAUAAUAUAAACACCUCUGUACUAUCAGCGAACAGUAACGCAGAUAUCGGUUCACAUCGUAUAAUACCUUUGAAAUUAAAUGAGUGGACUAAAAGCACUGUCCUUAUGAGGCCAAUGACAACUUGUUUGAAAACAGGCGUCCCUUCUGAAUGUAGAAAAGGACAGCGGAGGCAGUCUCAAAAGCAGCCCUGACCCUACACAGAGUGGGAUCACUCAUUCAUUCAGACAGUCACAUACACACCCGUGUGUAGGGCUGACCUCUGGGAUCAGCCAAAAAUAUUUAAACAAUUCUGAUAUAUUACUGUAUUUUUAAAAAGUUUUGUGUCCAGCCCAUGUUUAAAAGCUGCUUUUCUGACUGUGACAUGUCAAAACAUCUUCUGUUAAUAAGCCUGUGAGGAUUUGCAUGUGUAUUGUACAUAGGAAGUAUUUUCCAAAGGCACACAGUAAGAGCAGGCUAAUAGAUUAUAAGAUACUUUGCUGCAGUACAUUUUUAAGGGACACUUUAGUAUUUUGUAAGAUUUUUUACUUUUACUUUACCAUUAGCAUCAUAAGAAAAUAUUUCGGUUUCAUUUUGCUGCAUUUAUCUGAUGGUUGAGAUUAAGGAUUACAAACGUUUUUACAGAUUGCACCAUCUUAAAAAAAAACUUAAAAUUUACAAUGCUUAUCUAUUUUAGCACUUUAUAUUUUACUGCUGAUAUAUUUUUACUGCUAUUGUUGUUAUUGCUAUGAUUGGUCUUUUUAAUCUUUUGUUCUUGUUUUUUUUCUAUGAUAUUGCUUCAUUAUGUGGGGGAAAUGAAGAAAGGGAAUAUAUAUAUUGAACGAGGAUAUCAAAUCAUAUCGACAUGUCUUUCAUUAAAAAAAACGUGUUCUUGAGUUACUUUAGUCUUGAUUUUUUUUGCUGGUCUUGUCCCAUAACCUGUUGUUAUAGAUUGUAAGAAGUUCAUAAGUACCAUAUUAAAAAGUUUGUGAGAGAAAAUAAAGAGGUUUGACAUUUAAUCUGUUCUUUGAAAAAAUUGACUGUUGACUUACAAAACUGUAACUUGUGAACAACUCAAAGGCUGCAAUGUGAAUCUGUUUGUUGUACAAAGUCUUAAGAAAUAUUUCUACUUUAUUUGUAUAAAAGGUUUUUAAUGUAUUAAAUGUUAGUAUCAGUGUUAUGGCUCAAUAUCAAUCAGGAUCAAGUCUUCUCUCACGUAUAAUGUUUUUGUUUGGAUGAAAGCUCACAGUGUGAUUUCUUUCACUUCCUUUACAAAUGACAUUAGGAUUUCUACUUUUCUCAACUGUUAUGGAAAUG